AUGCCUUUCUCACCCGUCUUCUCCGAUUCAGUCACGAAAUUCGCACCUUCACCGUCAGCAGACGCGUCAACUACCAUAGCAUACGAGGAUACAGGAGAGGAAGCCAAACCAGCGAUACUACUUGUUCCCGGACUCGGGGAUGUAAGACAGAGCUACCGCUUUAUAGCACCAAAGCUCCAUAAGGAUGAGACAUAUCGAAUCAUUGUUAUGGACUUGCGAGGAACCGGUGAGAGUUCUGUUGGCUUCUCGUCCUAUACACCCGAAGAUGUGGCAGUAGAUAUGAUCGCCGUUUUAAAUCAUGCGCGUGUUGUGAAACCCGUCGUACUCGUUGGUAAUUCACUAGCGGCAGCUUCAUCCAAUAUCGUGGCUGUCAAACAUCCUGACAGAGUGCAGGGUAUAGUCAUAUUAAACGGAUUGGUAAGGGACUUGCCAGCUGAUAAGUAUUUUCGUCCGAUAAGUGGUCCACUGUUCUCGUCUUUCUGGGGUGUAACUGUAUGGAUUACGUACUGGAAAACCUUAUUCACCGAUCGAUCAAAAAAACCCGCAGACUUUGAACAGUAUGCCAAUUCUUUGAAGGAAAUGCUUCGAGGGAAAGGGAAAUUAGCUGCAAUGGUUGCAUUCAUAAAGGCAACGAAACAACCAGCAUGGAGCUUGGUACCAGAAGUCCAAGUACCUGUAUUGUUGAUAUAUGGUGAUAAAGAUCCCGACUUUUCGGAUGCAGCGGCAGAACCGAUGCUGCUGGAAGAGAGCUAUAAGAAAUCUCCAAAGAUUGAGGCUUCUAUCAUCGAAGGGCUUGGUCAUUAUCCGCACGUUGAGGAUCCAGAGAGAGUGUAUAACCACAUGAAAGAAUUUUUAGAUAAAUUGCCCUUGGCUCGUUCAUGA
Molecule: messenger RNA, 882 nt
Organism: Paraglomus brasilianum
Lineage: Eukaryota; Fungi; Glomeromycota; Glomeromycetes; Paraglomerales; Paraglomeraceae
Source: the annotation of a GenBank genome assembly